UUAGAGGCAGAAAACAGGAAAAAAAAUAUUCUAAACCAAUGGACUGCAGACAUAGUACAGGAGAUGACCAGAGACUGCGGACACAGUACAGGAGAUGACCAGAGACUGCGGACACAGUACAGGAGAUGACCAGAGACUGCGGACACAGUACACACAGAGAUGAUCGGAGACUGCAGACAUAGUACAGGAGAUGAUCGGAGACUGCGGACACAGUACAGGAGAUGAUCAGAGACUGCGGACAUAGUACAGGAGAUGAUCGGAGACUGCGGACAUAGUACAGGAGAUGAUCGGAGACUGCGGACAUAGUACAGGAGAUGACCAGAGACUGCGGACACACAGUACAGGAGAUGACCAGAGACUGCGGACAUAGUACAGGGGAUGACCAGAGACUGCGGACAUUCUCUGGUCAUCUCCUGUACUGUGUCCGCAGUCUCUGGUCAUCUCCUGUACUGUGUCCGCAGUCUCUGGUCAUCUCCUGUACUGUGUCUGCAGUCUCUGGUCAUCUCCUGUACUGUGUCCGCAGU
Staurois parvus is the source of this 524-nucleotide messenger RNA. The record is from the annotation of a GenBank genome assembly. Lineage: Eukaryota; Metazoa; Chordata; Amphibia; Anura; Ranidae.